Molecule: messenger RNA, 2732 nt
Organism: Brassica rapa (field mustard)
Lineage: Eukaryota; Viridiplantae; Streptophyta; Magnoliopsida; Brassicales; Brassicaceae
Source: RefSeq, a predicted model, not a curated record
AGUGGUGGAGAAUGUUGAACUGAAGAGAAGAUGGAGCUUGUACAAUGAUAGGGCAAGCUCUAGAAGAUGUCCAGAAGAGUUCAAUCAAGCUUCAGAAGUGUUCUGAAGUAGUUAUCUUGUGAAGAUAAGUCCAGGAGGGACUUAGACUGAUCAGAAGAAGGAGGAAGAGUAUUGGGCAUAAAUAGGGCGAGUGGUACGGACAGGAGAUCCGUACCAUCGACCGUACGACCACACCUCUCGACCACACAUCCGGGAAACUCACCAGAAGCUGUGCAAACUUAGGGCGUUGGUUUCCAAGAGCAAUCAGACGACCUUAUCUUCUUUGUGACUGUUGGAAAGCAAGGGAAAGGAGAGAGGGCGUGGUCCAAGGACAGCCUGUCAUGAGAUGUAAAGGGAAAGCAAGUUGGACCAUGAAUCUAGACACAUAUGUGAGUAAAGGUUCAUGGGAGCCUUAGCAUAACCAAUCAGGCAGCAGCUCCUCUCCACCAAUCAGCUACCAUCUCGUGCUCCCUUUGACCAGAAACAAGACUACAUCCAAGCCAUCCAUUUCUCAAGUCAUUUCUAUCCAUUAGAUUAAGGGUUUAUGAUUGCAAAGUGUAAAAGCCUAUAUAAGGCAUUGUUGUGAACGUUUUGUAACUCCUAAGGGAGUAAGGGGGAUUUCCCCUCUCCACUUCAUAAAUGAUAAACUUGUUCUUGAAUCUCAAACCCUAAUCUCUAAUCUCUUAUUCUCCUAAUCUCUCAGUCUCUUAAUCUUUGUUCCUAAGUCUCUUAUUCUCUCAUAAACACUCUCAUCAAUCUCUCUUCAUAAAUCACCUAGAACAAGCUCUCAUCUUUCUCCAUUGGAGUAUUCACGCACACAUACAACAAGAGAAGAGAACUCUACAAAUCUCAUAUGGUAUCAGAGCCAGGUUCAUCAGAACCUGAGCUGAAGCUUCCGCAAGUCCACAGCUCACGCCUCAGCUCAAAACCAAACCAUUGAUGCUUUCCCAUCCAGUUCAGUCCCUUAUGAAGAAGAAGGCUGAAGCUUGGCGAGUUCCCUUGGUUCCUCAUCCUGUUCUCUACCUGCUCAGAUGGAGAUUAUCCUUGGAGGCAAAGGUGUAUGGAGAGGCCUAACUAACCUGACUCCAAAGCUCCUUGUCCAAGAGAAGUUCCACAUCAGGCUAAAAGAGUAUGGUGCCAAGAGCUUGGCGCCUAGAUGUUCUGAAGAAAGGAGGGGUCUUUUGAGUUGAUGGUACAAGAUGGUGGCCAUGAACUGAAGGAGAAGGAGGUGGGUGAUGAUCUAGACUCUCAGUUCCAACAACAGUCAUGGCCGGUUUCACAAAAUGCAAAAGGAAUCAACCUGGUUCCUUGUUGUUCACAAGAAGUGUUCUCUGCUCACCUCCUAUCCAAGACAAGAGGAAGACUUGAACCAUUGUGUGGAGCAAUGGGAAGAUACUUGUGUGUAGAAGCUGGUUUAAGAAGCGCAGGCCACGAGGUUGUUGAGCUCCUGGUUCAAGACAUACAAGCGGAAGACCAACCAUUGUGUGGAGCAAUGGGAAGGUUCUUGUGUGUAGAAGCCGGUUUAAGAAGCGCAGGCCACGAGGUUGUUGAGCUCCUGGUUCAAGACACACAAGAAGAAGAAGGUCACCACCUAAGCCAUGAGGAAGGCCGGUGAUCUGAGGGUACUUGAAGCUAAAGGCAAAAGGGUGGAUCAGUGAUUUAAGCGCAGCUGUUAGGGUGAUGUGCUCCUGGUCUUGAAGUUCAUUGAGGCUCAUUUCAAGCUUGGAUCUCACCUAUUCUCGGUCUCAAGCUUGCGGUGCUAAAUAUUCAAAUGAGCAACCUGAAGAGCUAAAGUUCAAGACCUGUUUCCUCCUUAUCAUUACAAUAGAAUGAUAAAAUGAAGCCUGUUGCCAACAUUCUGUGGGAAGUCCACAGCCUGCUCCAAAGAGGGUAGAGAGGAUGUUGUGACAAUGGAGAGAUGACUUGUUGUUCUGUCCAUGGUGGUUCAGUCACCAUAGCCUACACAUCAGAUGAGUGUAGAGAGGACAGUUGACAUACAAAGAAGAGCAUCACCAGGAGGGUGAGGCAAUUUAAACCAAGACCAUCUGGUCACGCAUGGUAAAGACAGCUCUAGGAGGGAGAGGCUUAUGGAGCCAUUGCCUCACGGAUGCUCCAAAGCUCUCCAAGGCUGCCGGUUCAAAUGAAAGCUCAGCAGAUGGUGAAUCCGGUUCCAAAUCCGUAUCUGAGGAGAAGUGGGAACAAGAAGACCUCAAGGUCUUAUCCAUUCUCCAUAGCUCAAUGUCUCCAUCCAUCCUUGAAGCAUACUCAUACUGUGAGAGUGCUAAAGACCUUUGGAGUACACUUAACAAGAUAUAUGGGUACAUCUCCAACCUCUGUCGAGUAUUUGAGAUCAAGAAGUUCAUCAACAUCCUAUCCCAAGAAGAUGAGGAGUUCACUGUGCAUCUAGGCAAGUUCAGAGCCCUUUGGUCUGAGCUAGAGAUGCUUAGACCCCAAUCUGUUGAUCCGGAGGUGUUGAUUGAAAGAAGGGAGCAAGACAAGGUGUUUUGCCUAUUACUCGCCAAGAGGGAUAGGAACAAUCGGUGUGAACAUUGCAAGAGGGAUGGGCACACCAAGGAGAGGUGUUGGAUAUUGAAUCCAAGCCUCAAACCUGCCAAGUUCAAGUGAACCGUGCCCAUGGAGGUUCAAGAGAUCAGCUCGGAUCUCUUGUUUGUAAGCAAACCUCCUAACCCUUA